UUAAUGUUAUAUUUAGAACCAAUAAAUAGUACCCACCCAUUAAGAAUUUAUAUUACUGUGGUUCCAUCAAAUUCACCUUCAUAUAUUUUUACUGUUCAGAACCAAGGUAAUAAAUAUCUACGUCGAUUUUCAGAACUUUCUCCUCAAUCAGGCUAUUUAGUUAUGAAAGGUUCAUCAAAAUUAGUUUUACCAAAUGGUGUUACAUAUUUUACCCCAGCUAUUUCAUCAGAUCCAACAAAAACAGCAUUCUCACCAUUAUACCCAUCAAAAUCAUUAAAUCCUAUUUGGACACCAUCCAGUAUUGUUGUUGGUGAUGUAUAUAAAUCAAUUAAAUUACAAGUACCUGCUUUAAAUGAGUUUAAACCAAACUCUUAUCAGUUUUCAUUUAUACUUUCAAAAAAAAAUAUUAAUUUUUAUUUUAAAUAUCAAGAUUUCGAAAUAAUUAAAAAUUCAACUUUGAUUUUAGACUCGACUUUAUACAACAAAGAUGGAAAGCUUAUUCAAUUAGGUAUAAAAUUUGAUCAAAUUUAUUCAAGUUUAGAAUGUGAUGUUAAUGAAUUUAAAUUAAUUAUUGGAUAUAUAAAUGAUAUCAAAAAAAAAUUAUUAGGAACAAGUGAUAUUAGUGAAUCAAUAAAUUUAAGAUUCAAUCUAGAUUAUUUACAAUCAACUGAAUUAUGGAUGAAGUGCAGAGACAAGGUUAACAGCUACUUUAUUAAAAAACUUCAAACAGAAGAGUUAUUGGUUAAAAAUUGUUUACAUUCAACGAGCGAUCCAGAGUUUGCCACCAACCCAUGUUGUAACCCAGCUCUAUCAUAUUAUCAAUGCUGUAAUCCUUCCCCAAUUAAUGCCACAGUUUUAAAGACUAUUGAUUACAAUAACGAUUUGAUCAGUGAUGAAUGUUUUAGUGCUGAAUGUACAAAAUCUGUUUUAAACGAAUAUCAAAUGACUCUAUCGAUUGUUGAUGGAUGCAGUGUUUCAGACUUUUCACUUUCCAAACUUGGUCUAUCAACAACAAAUAUAAUGAGAGAAUGUAAGGAAGUAUUAAUCUCGCCUAUUUGUUCAAAAGAUUCGGAUUGCAAAGAUUAUGGUAAAAUAAAGAAAUGUAAUUUGUAUACUAGAGAAUGUAUAGCCGAUUUCGAAAGUAUAGAUAAAAGUUACAUUAAAUGUGUUUUAGAAAAAUUAUCAAUUUCAUCUCUUUUUUAUCUUACAAAUUCAACAUCAUUUAAUAGUGAUACAAUCAAUACUUUAUAUAAUAAUCAUUUAUCCUCAGAUUGUAUUGGUAGUAAAUCAAUUAUGGAUCGUUCAACGUACUCAUAUUCUUCACCCGCCUACAUAGAUAGAUGCAAUAAAAACUAUGGUUGUCUAGAUUCAACAUGUAUACUCAUACAUGAUAUUUGUUUUGAUGUUUUAACCGAAAUGCCUUUUGAAAUAACUCGAAGCGACACUUGUGACAAUUAUGGUUUUUGUAAAAGUUUACCCUGCACCGAUUCUUUUCAAUGUAAAACCCAAUGUUAUGCGGAACAAGCUUCUUUUUGUGGUUAUUGCACUGAUGAAAAUCUUACUCAGUGUCAUAAUUUAAAUAGUGUUGCCAACCAAAGCGAAUGCGAAACUCAUAGUUCAAUAUGUUUAUUACCCAAUGGUGCAAUUUUAACUGGAAAAACUGAAAAAGAAUGCACUGAAAAUUAUGGAGAGUGUUCACAUAAUAAUUGUGGUGAUAUUUCAUGCACCUCUAUUUUCGAUGGUGUUGAUUCUGGGUGUUUCACAAAAGAUCCGAACGAAAUAUGCUUAAAUAAAAAUGGUAAAUUUUUAGGCUCAAAUUACUAUGGUAUCUGCUUACUUACACUUGACCAAGAAACUUGCGAAAAUAAUAAAUUUGAUUGGAUAGAUUGCGGCUCAAAAUCAGUUGGAGAGUGUGGUGGGAAUUCUUAUUUUCCAUUGGUUUGCACUUCAAAGUACUCUAGCAAAUGUAACAAAGCUCAAUGUGAGUCUAUAGCGGGUGAAUGUUCUGAUAAAUAUUUCUUUUCACCAGAUUCUAAUCCAUUUUAUCCCAGUGGUAUGGGUAAAUGUAUUCGUAAACACUCAAACCUUAUAAAAUCUGUUCAAUGCAAUUAUGAUGAAAAUGAUUCACCAGAAGGUUGUUACUAUUAUACUCCAGCACAUUUUACAAAAGCGGUGUGUGAAGCAAAUGUUGGUUCUAAAUGGUGGACUCCAGCAUUAACAAAAGAGGAAUGUAUUUCAAAGUAUGGUUGCAGCACUAUGUUAGACUCAAAUUCAGCUGCAUUACCAUUUAAUUUUAAAUUUAAUGAAAUGAACAAAGAAAUGUGUUAUGGAUGUGAUGAGUCUUUUAAUGAAUGGGUUCAAAAGUAUAAUUGGACUGCUGGUACAUGGAAGCCAGGUAUUUACGUUAAACCAAAAUGGAUCAAUAACCAAUAUAUUUCAAAUAAAAUCAAUCCAAAUACAUUUAAUUACCAAUUAUUUUAUAAAUCUAUUGAAAAAACUGUCGAAUAUCAAAUAGCAGAGUUUUAUCGUACCGAAUCCAUUUGUAGAAAUGAAAGAUCUCAGUUAUCAAUCGAACAAAUAAUUUGCAGUUGUAAUGAAAACAAUGAUAUAUCUCAAGGUAAUGUCUCACAAUGUUUUCAAUCAUCAGUUGCACCUUUAAUUGUUCAAACAAAAGUAUGCACAGGAUUGAUAACCGAUGUCAUAUUUGGUUUUGGUAAAGUUUUAUUUGAUGAAAAUGCAAUUAAUCAAACAUGCCAAACCAUAACUUUAUCUCAUGUUAGUAAACAAGGGUAUACAUCAUCAAUUCCAGAAUCUCUAGCAUCAAAUUUUGUAUCUUAUAAAAAACCACCAAGUUUUGCUCUUUCAAAUAUAAAAAAUGCUAUUAUUGGUUAUUUGAUGAGCGAUGGUAUAAUGAUUCACUCGAGUGAAGGUAUUAACGAUGUGGAGAUUUGUUUUAUUAAAUCAAUAUUGGGAAGUAGUGAUGGUGAUUUCCCAGUAUUAGAUGUUGCUCUUCAAAUUAAUAAUCAAACAUCACCAUUAGAAUUACCAAGUGGCCAUAUUAAUAGUACCGAUAGUAUUUAUAUCUGUUUAAUGGUCUCUAAUGUUCCAAAAGGUGAUCCAACUUACUUUUUAAUUUCUCGUAUAAAUGAAAAAGAUUGGAAAACUAAAACUAAAGAGCUUUUCGAUAAAGAAACUAAGGCUAUGAUGUAUAUUUUAGCUGUAAUAUUUUUAUUGGUUUCUUUAUUUGGUUUAUACGAAAUUAUAACUAUAAUCAUAUUUUAUUUCAAAAAAAUUAUAAUCCAAUUCCAAUUAAUUCAAUCAUUAAUUAUAAUUGUAACACUAUUUAUUUUAAUUAGAACAAUAUAUUUCUUUUUAUUAGUUAAUGGUAAACUUCAAGAUAACCCAGUAUUAGAUUAUAUUUUAGUAGUUUUACCCACUUUUAUUUAUUUUACAGCAUUUAGUUCAUUAAUUAUUUUAUGGUACACAAUCGUAUUUUUAGUUUUAAGAAAUAAUAGUGGAUCUGGUGUUGCAAAAAAAUUGUAUACAAUUGUUAUCACUGUUAAUAUAAUAUUAUAUUUAUUCUUUAUUGCCAUUGUAUUGGUAUUCCAAUACACUCCAUCAUCUCCAACAAAUGAUUGUGCUGGUCGUAUUGUCAUUGCGAAUGAAGCUUCACCUUCACAAAAAGCGAUUAGCUUAGCGUAUGCUAUUGUACAAGCAGGUCUUAGUUUGGUUAUUUCGGCUGCAUUUAUUUAUUUAGGCAGAAGUCUAUAUAAAACGAUAUCGACAGGUAAAAAAAACCUCUCAAAUACUAAACACCAGAAAAAGAUCUUUAUAUUGUCCGCUAUAUGUUCAAUUGGUUUCUUACUACAUUGUAUAUUUGUUAUAGUGUUGGUUACUAAUAUAUCAUCUAUGACUUUUAGCUUCAUUGGUUUAAUUAUCACCGAGGUAAUUCCAGUAGUUAGUAUAAUGUAUUGUUUUAAUCCAAAUGAUCAAAAUAAU
Messenger RNA from Dictyostelium purpureum, 3999 nucleotides. RefSeq lists its product as uncharacterized. NCBI's taxonomy places the organism in Eukaryota, Evosea, Eumycetozoa, Dictyosteliales, Dictyosteliaceae. The annotation marks the transcript as partial. The record is from RefSeq and is a predicted model, not a curated record. Gene Ontology annotation, biological process: chemotaxis. The transcript has 3 exons.